Molecule: messenger RNA, 792 nt
Organism: Ophidiomyces ophidiicola
Lineage: Eukaryota; Fungi; Ascomycota; Eurotiomycetes; Onygenales; Onygenaceae
Gene: srb5
Product: Mediator of RNA polymerase II transcription subunit 18
Exons: 2
Coding region: 1-792 (263 amino acids)
Biological process (GO): regulation of transcription by RNA polymerase II; termination of RNA polymerase II transcription
Cellular component (GO): mediator complex; core mediator complex
Molecular function (GO): transcription coregulator activity
Source: RefSeq, a predicted model, not a curated record
AUGCAUGAACACUCGCUGUUCGCCGCCGUGCCCGCCGCCCAGCACCAUGUCCUGCUGCAGCAGCUGGCCGGCGUCACGGCCAUGCAGCCGGCGCCGGUCUACGAGCGUCGUCUCAUCUUCCGGCCGCACAAGGCGCCCGGCUACCUGAAGCCGCGCCUCGGCGCUACCCAGGACGUCCAGGCCACCGAGAUCCAGAAGCUGAACCGCAUGCUGAACGCCCGCCUGUUCUACGUGCAGGCCGUGGGCGAUGUCGCGGAGGCCGAUUUUGGCAGCGGUGAUGAUGUCGCGAUGGGCGGAGCGGGGCUGGACGGCCCGCGUCAGGACCGGUAUGAUGUCGCCGACCAGUCGUGGAGGAUCGAGUUUCGAGAUAUCCCGGAUGCGGGGACCUCCGCAGUGACGUCGAGGCUGAUGUGCACCGCGAAGAUACCCUACGGCGAUAUCGUGCCUAUCAUGAAGGCCUGGGGCUACGACUAUGUCUCAGAGCACGUCUUGGAAGGCAGCCUGUUCGUCCUCGAUGACACCGUGCUGCUGCUGCACCGCAUCCUGACCUUCCCACCCGACGACAGUGCAAAGCGCGCGCCGGCUCGCCGUCUUCCCGGUCUCCAGACCCUGCUUCCUCUCGACAAAAGCGGCGGGUUUGUAUUGCAAGCGUCGAUUAUCGUGCAGGACAGCGUCAACCGGGACAUGAUGGACACGGCGUCGCAGCGGCUGCUGAGGCUGAAAGAACAGCUCAAGUCGGCGGUGAAGCUGGAGCCGGCCGAUCGUCUUGCUCUGGAUACGAAGGUGAAAUGA